Symphalangus syndactylus (siamang) is the source of this 2048-nucleotide messenger RNA. Its product is annotated as protein LSM14 homolog A-like. Lineage: Eukaryota; Metazoa; Chordata; Mammalia; Primates; Hylobatidae. The record is from RefSeq and is a predicted model, not a curated record. Gene Ontology annotation, cellular component: P-body. Gene Ontology annotation, molecular function: mRNA binding. Gene Ontology annotation, biological process: cytoplasmic stress granule assembly; P-body assembly.
UUGGGUCUGAAGCGGCUGCUGUGGGCGCCGACGGAGCGAGCGGGCGUGCUGAGCGGGCGACAGCGGCGUGGGAUCUGCCUCUCUGCGAGCAGCUGGGAGCGGCGGCGGCCGCGCCAUGAGCGGGGGCACCCCUUACUUACAUCGGCAGCAAGAUCAGCCUCAUCUCCAAGGCGGAGAUCCGCUACGAGGGCAUCCUCUACACCAUCGACACCGAAAACUCCACCGUAGCCCUUGCCAAAGUUCGAUCCUUUGAUACAGAAGACAGACCAACAGAUCGUCCAAUACCACCUUGAGAUGAAGUCUUUGAAUACAUUAUAUUCCGUGGGAGUGACAUUAAAGACCUUACUGUUUGUGAGCCACCAAAACCACGGUGUUCUUUGCCUCAAGACCCAGCUAUUGUUCAGUCCUCACUAGGCUCAUCGACUUCUUCAUUCCAGUCCAUGGGUUCUUAUGGGCCUUUCGGCAGGAUGCCCGCAUGCAGUCAGUUCAGUCCAAGUUCCUUAACUGGGCAGCAGUUUGGUGCUGUUGGUGUUGCUGGAAGCUCUUUGACAUCCUUUGGAACAGAAACAUCAAACAGUGGUACCUUACCCCAAAGUAGUGCGGUUGGUUCUGCCUUUACACAGGAUACAGGAUCUCUAAAAACACAGUUAUCUCAAGGUCGCUCAAGCCCUCAGUUAGACCCUCUGAGAAAAAGCCCAACCAUGGAACAAGCAGUGCAGACCGCCUCGGCCCACUUACCUGCUCCAGCAGCUGUUGGGAGGAGUCCUGUAUCAACCAGGCCUUUGCCAUCUACCAGCCAAAAGGCAGGAGAGAAUCAGGAGCACAGGCGAGCUGAAGUACACAAAGUUUCAAGGCUAGAAAAUGAGCAACUCAGAAAUGAUAGCAAGAGACAAGUAGCUCCAGGUGCUCCUUCAGCUCCAAGGAGAGGGCGUGGGGGUCAUCGGGGUGGCAGGGGAAGAUUUGGUAUUUGGCGAGAUGGGCCAAUGAAAUCUGAGAAAGACUUUAAUAUAAUAAAAAAUAAAAAAAAAAUUAAAAAAAGUGCAAAUGCACAAUUCAACAACGAAGAGAUUGACAGAGAGUUUCAUAAUAAACUUAAAUUAAAAGAAGAUAAACUUGAGAAACAGGAGAAGCCUAUAAAUGGUGAAGAUAAAGGAGACUCAGGAGUUGAUACCCAAAACAGUGAAGGAAAUGCUGAUGAAGAAGAUCCACCUGGACCUAAUUGCUAUUAUGAUAAAACUAAAUCCUUCUUUGAUAAUAUUUCUUGUGAUGACAAUAGAGAACGGAGACCAACCUGGGCUGAAGAAAGAAGAUUAAAUGCUGAAACAUUUGGAACCCCACUUCGUCCAAACCGUGGCCGUGGGGAAUACGGAAGCAGAGGAGGUCUUGGUUUCCGUGGUGGCAGAGGGCGUGGUGGUGGCAGAGGUGGUACCUUCACUGCCCCUCGAGGAUUUCGCAGUGGAUUCAGAGGAGGUCGUGGGGGCCAGGAGUUUGCAGAUUUUGAAUAUAGGAAAGACAACAAAGUUGCUGCAUAGUCUACAAACAAGUCUCUGAAAAUAGGUGAAUUUCUAGCUCGUCAUGGUCCUGAACAUUGAUUUCAGUCUUUGCAAAGAAUGAAGAAGUGAAUUCGCUGUACAUUUGUCACCAGCACUGGGUUUUUGUUUUUUGUUUGUUUUUCCACUUAAUUUCAAAGAUAAAAUGCAGUUACUUUUGGAGGUGGAAGGCUCAUCUUAAAACAUGAGCAUUCAAUAUAUUUGGAAUAGCAGAAGGUUAAAUAAUUUCUUAUGCAUAGUUAAACUAAAGCAGUACUUCAGUGGGACUUACAAGUAUUUUUUCAUCACUGAAAGUUUUUUUUUAAUCACUAAAUUGUAUUUGGCAAUUGCAAGUUGCCUGCAAAUAGGGCCAUGAUACUGUGUUUUGAGCCACAGAAGGUUGUGUGUGUGUGUGCACGUGUGUGUGUGGUGUGUGUGUGUGUGUGUAUCUUUUUCCUCCUUUCUUUUGGGGAAUCCUGUAAUAUGAGGUAGUUUAUUUCGUCAAUUAAUUAGGGUGCU